UCCUCUAUGGGAACAGAUAAAUCCUUUAAUCGAAACUGAUCUCAAUUGUGAUGAUGUUAAUAUUCGUACGGCUUCAAUGAUGUUUUUAGUCGAAUAUGCUAGAGAGCUGGCUGCUGCUUGCGGAAGUCGCCAAAAUGAUGCAGAAGAUGGUAAUACCGAGACUCAGCAAUAUAAAAAUUUAGAUUUGACUAAAGCAUUUGAAUGGUGGAUUACAGCUCUUGUUCAAUAUGUUCAAUUGGCAACAAAUGAUAAAUGCCAUGCAACGGACAAGAGAAAUUUCUGUAUCAAGAUAUUACUUAAUUUUUCAAAAGAUGAAAGCCAAAAUGUUAGAGCAGCAGCAUGUCGUGGUCUUGGAGUCUAUAUUUUGUUCCCUAGCUUACAACAGGAUACUAAAUUCGCGUCAGACAUGGCGUUAACAGUGAUUCAACAGAUGUCUGACCAAAAUUUAUUGGUCAGAGUCAGAAGUAGUUGGGCUUUAGGAAAUUUAUGUGAUACUAUGGUUAUUUUGAGCGAUCCUUCAAAUGUCAAUCCUCGAAAUGCCAAUUUGAAUGAAUUUUUGAUUAAUGUCUUAUGGGCAAAAAUUGUUAAAGCUGGAUUAUCUGCGUCAAAUGAUAAUGAUAAGGUCCGUCCAAAUGGAGUGAGAGCAUUAGGCAGUAUUAUACAUGUCCUUCCUACAAACUUUAUAAUAAGGGAAGAAAGUGGAUUAAUCAAAGAUGUUGUAAUGGCUUUGAUUAAAAAUUUUGAAUCCGGUUCAUUGAAAAAUUUUAAAGUUAGAAUUAAUGCGUCUCUCGCACUUGCCACACCGACUACACGAGAUAAAUAUGGGGACGUAACUACGUUUAUUAAAAUCCUACAAGCAGUGAUUACAAGUUUGGAAAAUAUUGAUAAUUUGGCAGGAACUGGAUUCAGCGAA
Molecule: messenger RNA, 913 nt
Organism: Racocetra fulgida
Lineage: Eukaryota; Fungi; Glomeromycota; Glomeromycetes; Diversisporales; Gigasporaceae
Source: the annotation of a GenBank genome assembly